Molecule: messenger RNA, 1768 nt
Organism: Tricharina praecox
Lineage: Eukaryota; Fungi; Ascomycota; Pezizomycetes; Pezizales; Pyronemataceae
Product: cytochrome P450 52A11
Exons: 8
Coding region: 67-1560 (497 amino acids)
Molecular function (GO): monooxygenase activity; oxidoreductase activity, acting on paired donors, with incorporation or reduction of molecular oxygen; iron ion binding
Source: RefSeq, a predicted model, not a curated record
CCUGUCGUGAAAAAUAUAUAUAUACGGUAUAUACUUACAUAAGUACGGAUAUCUGUCGAUAUCGAUAUGCUGCUCUCUACUCUUCCAGGGCUGGCGUUGGCCCUCACCCUCGCCGGGAUCCUGACCUUUGCGUAUGCGCGCAUCGUCGAGAGCAGGAAGAUCAUGAAGCUUGGGAAGCGCGGGAAGAGUGUUAACGGUUCAUGGUUCGGUAUCUCCGAGACGUUGGAGUCGUUUAGGUAUGCGAAGAAAAAUAUGAAUAGAGAGUUUUGGGAGAUGAGGUUCAGGCAGCUGGGAUCGCAUACGCUGGAGACGCAGAUACUGUGGAAGAGGGUCAUCUUGACGGCAGAUCCCGAGAAUAUCAAGGCCGUGCUCGCAACGCAUUUUCACGAUUUUGGCAAGGGAGAGAGCUUCCACUCGCAGUGGCAAGAUUUCCUAGGCGACAGUAUCUUCACCACGGACGGCAAGGAAUGGUCUGCGUCACGACACCUGAUCCGUCCGCAAUUCGUGCGGGACCGGGUGUCGGAUCUGCACAUAUUCGAGCGGCACAUCCAGCGGAUGAUGUCGGUGAUCCCUCGCGACGGGUCGACGAUCAACAUCGCGGACCUGCUGUACAAAGUAACUCUCGACUCGGCCACCGACUUCCUGCUCGGCGAGAGUGUAAACUCCAUCGAACACGGGAGCCACGCCUUCGCCCUGGCGUUUCAGCAGAUCCAGGAGCACAUGAAUAACGUCUCCCGUGCGGGACCGCUAAGACACUUCUUGAAGACUAAGCAGUUCAAGGAGAAUCUGAAGAUUUUGAAUAAUUUCGUUGAACCGUUCGUAGAGAAGACGCUGCAUAUGAGGCCGGAGGAGCUUAAGGGAAAGAGCGAGAGUGACUAUAAUUUCCUCCAUGCUCUCGCGGAAUUUACGCGGGAUCCCAAGAUGCUCAGGGACCAGCUGGUCGCUGUGUUGUUGGCUGCGAGGGAUACUACGGCCGGGACUUUGGCCUGGGCGCUAUACGAACUCGCCAAACGCCCAGAGUGCGUGGAGCGCCUUAGAAGGGAGAUCCUCGAUACUGUCGGACCGGCCGGACCACCCACCUACUCGGAUCUGAAGGGAAUGAAGUAUCUCCAACACGUCAUCAACGAGACAUUGAGAUUGUAUCCUGCCGUCCCGUUCAAUGUCAGAGUCUCACUUACAGAUACAACUCUUCCCACGGGUGGUGGACCGGACGGACUUGAACCCAUAGGUGUAGUCGCCGGAACGCCAAUCGCAUACUCCGCCCUAGUCAUGCAACGCCGUACGGACAUCUUCGGCCCGGACGUCGCCGAGUUCAAGCCCGAGCGCUGGGAUUCAUGGUCGCCAAAGGCGUGGCGCUACAUCCCGUUCAACGGUGGCCCGAGGAUCUGUAUCGGCCAGCAGUUCGCAUUGACGGAGAUGGGAUACAUCCUCUGCCGACUCUUUCAGAGAUUCGAGAAGGUGGAGGAUAGAAGCACCCAGAAGCAGUUUGAGCGGUGCGAGGUGACCAUCAGUCCCGGAGCGGGAGUCAAGGUUGCGUUCACUCCUGCCGUGAACUUUUGAGGGCUUAAGGUGGCAGACGGAUCUGUGGGAUUGUUUUUUCGAAUGUGUAUCCCUUAAUUUGGUUGCAUAUGAUGAUGACAUGAUGUAUUUAUGCUCGGGAUGAAGAUUCUCCCCUCUACCUACGCGUGUACUCUACGUCCAGAGUUCUUUGAGCACCGGUCACCGACCGUCUGGUGUUGCGGUGACCUGCUCGUCUCGUCAAAGGAGC